This is a messenger RNA of Ricinus communis (castor bean), 2350 nucleotides long. RefSeq names its product queuine tRNA-ribosyltransferase catalytic subunit 1. Gene Ontology annotation, molecular function: tRNA-guanosine(34) queuine transglycosylase activity. Bases 692 to 1888 code for a protein of 398 amino acids. NCBI's taxonomy places the organism in Eukaryota, Viridiplantae, Streptophyta, Magnoliopsida, Malpighiales, Euphorbiaceae. The transcript is spliced from 16 exons. The record is from RefSeq and is a predicted model, not a curated record. Gene Ontology annotation, cellular component: cytosol.
GCUGCUAUCCUCACCACCCAUCUGCCGCCGUUAUUACAUUUUAAUUCCAUUUCGGCUGCAUCACCGCCAUCAUUUUGUCACAAUCGUCAUCGCCAACGUUUCCGCGGUUAAAUUAAUCUAAUCUUUUAGUAACAUGCUGAAUCAAAUCAUUAAAAUCGAUUCAUUAUUUCAAUACCGAAAAUUAGUGAACUCAUUUUCAAAUUUGAUUCAGUCAUUUAUUAUGAGAAUUUGAGAGGUACCAGCUCAAAAUUUUUCAAUUUCUGUAACUUUUAUGGUUGUCAUUUUAUUAUCAUCAUCGUUUUAAACGAGAAAUGCAGCGCAUGCAUGCUAUCAACCAGCUAUUUUACGUUAGAUUAUUAAGGCGGCCCUCAAAGGCAAGCAGAAGGAAAGCCCAGAAAACAAAGAAAUACGAUGUAGAGUUGGGCCUAAUUUGGAGCACUAAUUUUGAAAGGUGGAUCCAUAGUUACAUAUUGUCUCCUCUGGUCCAGCAUUAAGGAAAAGCCUAAAGAAGAAGAAAAUAACAGAAAGAACGACUGCGUGCCGGUACAGCCGCCGCGGGAAACUUUAUUUGAGAGCAUAAUAAUAGCUGCUAAUACCAAGCCAUUCUCUCUCUUUCACCUAUAACACUUUCCCUUCCUCUUCUGAUUGCAAGUGGACUUAUAGAAGAAUAUAGAGCAAAAAUUUGAAUUCGAUGGCACUUCGUUUUGAGGUUUUAGGGAGGUUUAAUCGUGCUCGUGCAGCUCGACUUACACUCCCCCACUUUGUGUGCCAGACUCCUUUAUUUAUGCCUGUGGGAACUCAAGGGACAAUUAAAGGUUUGACAACCAACCAGCUUGAGGAGAUUGGUUGUCAAAUCAUUCUUGGGAAUACGUAUCAUUUAGCUCUCCGUCCUACUUCUGAGCUGAUUGAUGAAUUGGGGGGUCUCCAUAAAUUUAUGAACUGGCCUCGAGCACUGCUUACUGAUUCUGGCGGCUUCCAGAUGGUAUCAUUGUUGCAUUUGGCUGAUAUCACAGAGAAGGGCGUGACAUUUCAGUCACCAGUGGAUGGAAAACCAAUGCUUCUAACACCUGAGGAAUCGAUCCAUAUCCAAAACAGAAUUGGUGCAGAUAUUAUUAUGGCUCUUGAUGAUGUAGUAAGAACCACCAUUACUGGUCCACGGAUUGAAGAGGCCAUGUAUCGUACACUUCGAUGGAUAGAUAGAUGUAUAGCAGCACACAAGAGACCAAAUGAACAAAAUUUAUUUGGCAUUGUUCAAGGUGGUUUGGAUCCUGUGUUAAGGGAUAUAUGUGUUAGAGGCUUGGUGGAUCGCAAUUUACCUGGCUACGCAAUUGGUGGUCUAGCAGGUGGUGAAGAUAAAGAUUCAUUUUGGCGUGUUGUUGCUCAAUGUACUGCUGCAUUACCUGAAGAUAAACCACGAUAUGUUAUGGGUGUUGGUUAUCCUCUGGAUAUUGUUGUCUGCAGUGCUUUAGGUGCCGAUGUGUAUGACUGUGUGUAUCCUACUCGUACCGCUCGAUUUGGCACAGCUCUUGUACCAGAGGGGGUGCUGAAGCUAAAACAUAGUGCAAUGGCUGAUGAUACACGUCCCAUUGAUCCUACAUGUGCCUGCAUGGUUUGCAAGAAGUAUACAAGGGCCUACAUUCACUGCCUCGUUACAAAAGAUGCUAUGGGAUCACAGCUUUUGUCAUAUCACAAUUUGUAUUACAUGAUGAAGCUUAGCAGAGAUCUACACUCAUCAAUUGUUGAGGGACGAUUUCCAGAGUUUGUCUGUAAUUUUCUCCAGAAAAUGUUUCCAAAAGGUGAUAUCCCUGACUGGGUCUGCAAUGCCAUGGAGGUUGCUGGAAUUGAUAUCUCAUCUUGCUGCGCUCCAUUCUUUUCGCUCAAGGAUUAGAAUUGGAGAAGUGUAUGCCUGCCAAGAAGUUGGCUUUGACAAAAAUUAACUUUUAACAUAGAUUUAAUCCUUCGAAUUUGGAAGGAUUAAAUAACUGAUAACAAUUUUAUAUUCGAGUCAGGCAAGGCAAACAUGUCAUUGGCGCUGGAGACCUGACUUCCACAGAUCGGUAAUGAUGAUUAAAUUUAUUAAUGACGACACAAUGCAGCAUAAAUUUUGUACCUCAUAUGCUGCGUCCACUUGGAGUUAUACCACAUUUAGGAGGUCUAAGAAUUUGCUACUGUGAGUUUUUGUAAUUGAUCAUUGCUGUACCUCGUAAAAUUUUUGUUUGCAAUUGUGGUCUGAUCAAUACAAUCUGUAAUCCUGCAAGUUCUAUAAUUGAUUAUUCUUGUAAUUUUCAAUACUUCUAUCCGUGAUUUUAGUUUCAACACAAUCUGUAAUAGAAAGGUGCUUUUAGAGCUA